Messenger RNA from Sorex araneus (European shrew), 2482 nucleotides. It is a transcript of the gene RAB39A, whose product is annotated as RAB39A, member RAS oncogene family. The transcript is spliced from 2 exons. Gene Ontology annotation, molecular function: GTPase activity; GTP binding. Gene Ontology annotation, cellular component: Golgi membrane. Bases 99 to 752 code for a protein of 217 amino acids. Gene Ontology annotation, biological process: Rab protein signal transduction. NCBI's taxonomy places the organism in Eukaryota, Metazoa, Chordata, Mammalia, Eulipotyphla, Soricidae. The record is from RefSeq and is a predicted model, not a curated record.
AGGCGCGGCUGCGGCUGCAGGAACAUGCUGGAAGCCCGCGGCCCCGCGGUCGGGAGGUGCUGAAGGGACAGUUCCCGGACGGCGGGCGGGGCGGCCCGAUGGAGACCAUCUGGAUCUACCAGUUCCGCCUCAUCGUGAUCGGGGACUCCACUGUGGGCAAGUCGUGCCUUCUGCACCGCUUCACCCAGGGCCGCUUUCCCGGGCUGCGCGCCCCCGCCUGCGACCCCACCGUCGGCGUGGACUUCUUCUCCCGCCUGCUGGAGAUCGAGCCGGGCAAGAGGAUCAAGCUGCAGCUCUGGGACACGGCGGGACAGGAGCGGUUCAGAUCCAUCACUCGCUCUUACUACCGCAACUCAGUGGGUGGAUUUUUGGUCUUCGACAUCACCAACCGACGCUCUUUCGAACACGUGAAGGACUGGCUGGAGGAAGCCCGGAUGCACGUACAGCCCUUCCGGAUCGUGUUUCUGCUGGUGGGACACAAGUGUGACUUGGCAUCCCAGCGCCAGGUGACGAGGGAAGAAGCUGAGCAGUUGUCCGCAGACUGCGGGAUGAAGUACAUGGAGACCUCGGCCAAAGAUGCCACCAAUGUGGAGGAGUCCUUCACCGCCCUCACCAGGGACAUCUACGAGCUCGUGAAAAGGGGAGAGAUUUGCAUCCAGGAUGGCUGGGAAGGGGUGAAAAGUGGCUUUGUGCCAAAUACUGUGCAUUCUUCCGAGGAGGCUGUGAAGCCUCGAGCAGAGUGUCUCUGCUGACCGCUGCCCACUGCCCGCUGCCCUGGCUACCUCACAUAGGGUACCGGGGUGCAGGGCACCACCCUCAGGGCAGCGGGAAGCCUCGGAACAGGGAUCUGUCCCGAGGGAACAGGAGUCUGAUGGGGAUCUGAUCCAGGAUACUCUGCUUUCUUGUGGGUAAAUCGACGGGCUCUUUUGUCAAAUUCUCAGCAGACAAAUUCCCUGUGGAACGCUAUUAUCUGCACUGUUAGCCCCCGGUUCUUCUCACUUUAUUCCUAUCAGGUUUACCUUGAACCAAAUAUGUCAUUCUUAUGUAUGUAGAGCUGGAGUGAAAAGAUUCUGCUAGGAAUUAUAUUCUGUGAUAUAAAUAUAUGUAGACUAUAUGAAUUUGUUCAUUGCAGAUAAUGAACUAACUGUAAGGUCGAUUUUAAAAUGUACCGUUCAUUUACAAAGUAAAUCCAUUUAGAGAUAUCAGUGAGAGCUAUAAUAGUUGCUCCUAGGUCAAGGUACCAGGUUUUUAACUAUUGUCUGAAAUCUUUAUUCCCCAUCCUCCAUAAUUUUGCUUGAACAUGCGAAAAUAUGUUUUAUACUCACUUUCUCUGAUUUCUUGUUCAUAAAAGUUUUAUUUUGUAAAGAUACCUAGAAUCCAAACAAAAUAUUUUAUUGAAAAUGUUUAUAAAAAUUAAAAGGACCACUAUCAGAAAAUAAGUGUCCUUAUUUAUUUUUUAAUUAAUUAAUUUUUGUUUUUUGGGGCCACAUAACUGGUGAUCUCAGAGUUACUCCUUGCUCAGCACUCAGGGAUCACUCCUGGCAGUGCUCAGAGGACCAUAUGGGAUGCCAAGGAUAAAACCCGGGUCGGCCACAUGCAAGGCAGGUGCCCUACCUACUGUACUAUCACUGCAGCCCCAAGUGUCCUUAUUUAGACAAGAAGAAUUUAUUUAUACACUGCAUCUUCAAAGAAAGUAAUUGUGGGGCCGGAGAAAUAGUAUGCCCUGAGCACCACUGGAUGUGGUCCAAAAAAGCAAAAGGGAAAAAUAAAGUAAUUGUAGUGUACUUGGAACUACUGUCAAAAUAAUCAAUAUUGGCAAAUAUAGACUUAGUAAUAAUUUUGGCAGGUAAAUUUUCAUUUUUCCCAUUUCUAGUAGAAGAAAUAUAGGAGACUUUUCCUGAGUCAGAAAAACAGACUAGGAAAAGUGAUAUAUUUAGCACUCAAACGGAAUUUUAUAAUCUUAUUAGUAAAAUUACAGAUUUGGAUGAAGAGGUAUAGAUGCUUUCACAUUUCUGAAUUUUUGAUGCAUUGAUUACAUUCUCCUCCUGGAGGGGGAAUUUUUGCUGGAAUUUUGUUUUGGGACCACACUAGGCUACAACCAGCUUUGUUUGUGGCAGCUCCAUCUCCAGGUCCAUGUCACAGGUCACCGUUGCUAGUACCUGCGGACCAGGUGGUCCAAGAAUGGCCUGGCAGCCUGUCUGUUCAGCCCUUGAGUUUCUUCUCUGGGUCACACCAAUAGGGCUCUUUUUUUUUUUUUUUUUUGCUUCUUGGGUCACACCCAGCGAUGCUCACGGGUUACUCCUGGCUCUGUGCUCAGGAAUUACUCUUGGCAGUGCUUGGGGGACCAUAUGGGAUGCUGGGGAUUGAACCCAGGUUACCCGUGUGCAAGGCAAACGUCCUACCCACUGCACUAUCACUCCAGCCCCCACUUUGUUUUCUUUUUCCAUGUCAAAAGUUAAUUUUAUCUUUUUCAGAUAUUUUA